GGAAGCACCUACGAACCAUCCAAGAAACAUCCACGAAUCAUCAUCCAAGAUGUCAGGUUCCUUCGCUGUUGAUAACGCCACCGCUCAAUUCACCUUCCAAUUGAAGCCACCCGCUGCCAACAAUAACAGCGCUCCAGGCAAUGUCGCUGGAUCUGCAAAGCCAAUUUUCAACUUCACCGACCCCCUAUCCAACCAACUAAGACAUCUGCAUUUGGAUUUAGGGGAACAUCUUUCCAAAGAACUCGGAGAUUUGAAUUUUGCUGGAGAGCAACCAGCUUUCAUGGCUGGCACAAAGUCGAGCAUCAACUCUCAUGAUGCUAACGAAUUCGACCAAGAUUUCGAAGCAGCCUGGGGGGAGCAAGCUUCCCAAAAAACCGCUCCCCAGUUUGACAUUCAACUUGCAAUGCAGCAAGGUAUGACAGUCAAGUGUGUGAAGUGCAGAACUAUGAACACACAUGGAGUUUCGCAAGUUUGGUUGCCCAAUUCCAGCCAGCCACGACUCAUCGCUCCAAAUUCAGCGAACACAAAGAGUCAUUUGCACAUCGGUGCAUGCGCCAAGUGCAAUUUCGGAACUUGCUUGGCUUGUGGUGUAGCUCCUCAUUUGAAGGAAUGCACCUUCUCCGAUUCUCGGGCAGCUUGGGAGGCCUUAUGUUCUGUCGACGAGGCUAUAAUCAACUUCCAUACCGAGUCGCCACAUCUACCAAUAAACCACGCAACCAGAGAAAUCCUUCCCGCUCUCUUGCAAUGUCUAAAGACCCUCAACACCACGGUUGCUAGAAACGGAGCACUAACUUUUGGAUUCGACCAACUUCUCCGAAAGAGCAUGCUUCUAGAUGUUGUUGCGGAUUUCAUGCGAGACAUGACUGUGCAAAACAUGGAACUGACUCCACUCCUAAUCCAAAUCCUGGAGUUCUUGCACAUGUUGGCGGAAAACAUUACAACCCGCAAUUUGUUCUUCGAAAGGCGACAAGUCCUAAAGGCGGCAUCACCAGGUCUUCGAACAUUGGCCUUUCCUUUGGUCCUUCUUCCCGUCCAGCAAGUAUCUUCAUACAACUGGAACGAUCAAAACGCCAAAAGCUUCACCCUUUGGCCAGUAUUGCAAAGAUGCCUGAAGGUCGCCCAGCAAUACAUGCAUGAAAACAACGAUGAUGUUUGGUCUGGGGCUCUAGUUGCUCUCGCUCAGAGAGUUCCUGAUGUGUAUGCGUUGGUGGCAAGCUCGGUGCCACAAAAGCCCUUGAAGCUCAUGUACACACACUAUACUCAACAUGAGUUAGGAUACGCCAUCGGUUUGAGAGAACUGUUCGCGGUUGCGGUGGCUAAGAAAGCUGAAGCUAAGAAAGUAGCUGUCCAAGAAGACACCAGCAGCAUGGAAACUGAACCACCACUCAAGAAGCGUGGUCGUGCUCGUGCUUGGACUGAAGUCCAGGGCAGCAAUGGGGGUGAUGCAGGCUGGACAGGAAAGAGAAGAACUGCCGGCAAGAGAUAGAUGAUCUUGCAGGAUGGAGGCAGGGGGGUGGAGAAAGAUGGCUGGCCACAUAGCA
Molecule: messenger RNA, 1541 nt
Organism: Botrytis cinerea B05.10
Lineage: Eukaryota; Fungi; Ascomycota; Leotiomycetes; Helotiales; Sclerotiniaceae
Exons: 1
Coding region: 50-1486 (478 amino acids)
Source: RefSeq, a predicted model, not a curated record